AGCCAAGUGUUCCUGGAUUUGGAUGAUAUAAAACCAAAGGUCAUAAAGUUAACGGUGCCUCUCAAAGUCAGAGAGUAGUGAGUGACUAUUUUAUCUCAGGUUCCUGCCCCACACCCCCAACCAUUAACAUGCUGUGCAACCUUGAGCCUGUUACUGUCUCUCUCUGAGCCUCAGUGAACUCCACUCUGUAAUGAGGCCCUUCUACUUCAGUGAAUAAAAGGCUGAUGGCUCCAGAAACGCCAGAGUGCCCUCCCUAGUACCAUCUACCCCUCCUGCCUCUCCACCUGACUCUCCUUCCACCCAGCCAUAUGCCCGGGGCUGCUCCAAAGUCAGGGCCAGCCCCAUACCUAUACUCCCCUGCCACUGCAGCUACCAGCGAGCCCAUCAGUGCCUGGAGCAAGAGGACUGGGAGAUGGCUGUGCUAUACUUCUCCCGUGCCCUUCACCUGGAUCCCCAUGUGCCCAGAACCUUCGAAGGGCAUAUUCCUUCCAGCCAGAGAACCCCAAGUACCUGGAGCGGCUGGCUUUUGUGCUCUACAUUCAGAGUUGCAAGCAGCAUUGACUGACCCCUGUCCCCAGGGCCAGUGCUUAUACGAGCAAUGCGAUUACCUGGACGCCCUGAACAUCUUCUCUCAAGGCUCUACGCUCCAGCCCGACAAACCCUGCUUCCGCUACCGAUGCAUAGCCUGCCUCCUGGCCCUCAAACGGCAUCAAGACUGCCUCUCACUCAUCACCAAGGAGGUGAAGCAGGGCACCACCAAUGCCGACAUCUACAUCCUCCGGGCCAGGCUUUACAACUUCUUCCAGAAGCCCAGGCUCUGCUAUCAGGACCUUCGCAGCGCCUUGCUGCUGGAUCCCAAGAACCUGCAGGCCAAGCUGCUGCUUCAGAUGAUGGUGGACCAGGCCCAGCAGGCCCGCCAGGACGCCGGCAUCCUGGCAGUGCAGGGUCUGCUGCGGCACGCGCUGCAGUGCAUCGACUCCGCCAUCGAGAACAACCCUCUGGACCCCAGCCUCUUCCUCUUCCGAGGUACCAUAUACCGCAGGCUCCAGGAGUUUGACAGGGCCGUGGAGGACUUGCUGAAGGCACUGGACAUGCUGUCUGACGACCAGGAUAAAAUGGUGCAGCAGGCACAGCGCCAGCUGCUGCUGACCUACAACGACUUCGCGGUGCACUGCUACAAGCAGGGCGCCUACCAGGAGGGCGUGCUGCUGCUCAACAAGGCGCUCCGCGACGAGCAGCAGGAGAAGGGCCUCUACAUCAAUCGCGGCGAUUGCUUCUUCCAGCUGGGCAACCUGGCCUUUGCAGAGGCAGACUACAAGCAGGCGCUAGCCCUGAGCCCGCAGGAUGAGGGUGCCAACAUGCGCAUGGGCAUGCUGCAGGAGAAGAUGGGCUUCUGCGAAGAGAAGAGAAGGCAGUUCCAGAAGGCAGAGAACCACUUCUCAGCGGCCAUUCAGCACAACCCCUGUAAGGCCCAGUACUACGUGUACAGGGCCAAGAGUCGACAGCUCCUGCAGGACAUCUUUGGGGCCCGUCAGGAUGUUGCCACUGCCCUGCUCCUGAAUCCCAAGCAACCAAAGCUUCUCCCACUGAUUACCAGCCUCUUCCCGGGCAUGUCAGUGGAGGAAGUGCUUCAAAGCCAGGUGGCCCAACUGGCCAGGCUGCAGCUGAUGCAGAUGGGGAAGAGUGGCCCUCAGGCCAGCAACCUGGAGGGCGUUGUGGGGAUGCUGAGGGAGCGGGAACUGGAGCACGAGAAGGCCAAGGCCCUGCUGCUCUCUUGGAAGUCGGACCAGCUGCUCUUGUCAGACCAGCCUUUGUUUGAGAGCUCCAAAGAGCUGGAGCCCACCCCCCAGGCACUGCAGGUAGAGCUAGCAGAGGCCCCAUCGGCCAAGGAGGAGGAGGAAGCAAAGGAGAAGAAAGAGGACACCCAGGAGCUUGCCUCUCACAAGGUGACAUCCCUGUCAGAAGGCUACCUCGACCAGACCUCCUCAGGUUCCAUCUUCCACUACAGGGUCAAGUCCACCUCAGACUCCACCAUGUCCACCAUCUGCCGGGGAUACAGGAGCAGCCCCACCACCACCACCACACCCUCUGUCUCCUCACCACAGAAGACCCCAUCCUCAGACACUGAGGUCAACGAGGACCACCUGAGCCCUGACCACAGGAAGACCCAAGCUUCCCCAGAGAGAAGGCAGAGGCCCAGCAAGGCUGAGGCCACCCAGGACCAGAUCCAGAGCUCCAGCAAGACCCCAGCUGCCCAAAGUCAAAGGUGCUUCUCCAGAAAGACAGUAGCUAUCCCAGAACAGAGCCAGAAGGCUGGCAGGACAGAGGCCACCCAGGGCCCAAAGCAGAGGCCCAAGACCAAGGGUACCCGGAGGCCAAGGCAGAGACUCAGAAGGACCAAGGCUGCCCGAGACCAGAGCUGGAGACCAGGCAGGGAUGAUGUCCCCCAGGACCAGAGCUGGGGACUGAUCCGAAAUUCCAGCAAGAUCCAGGUUUCCCAGGAUGUCAGCAAAACCAUGGUCACCCAGGACCAGAACGGGACACCUAGUAAGACAGAGGCUGCCCUGAGCGCAACUCAGAGCACGGGCUCCAGCUCCAGCAAGACCUACAGUACCACGGCAUCGAGCACAAGGCCCAGCAAGGCCAGUUCUACCCCCAGCCCCAGCCAGGGUCCCAGCCAGGGCCCCAGCCAGGGCCCCAGCCAGGGCCCCAGCCAGGGCCCCAGCCAGGGCCCCAGCCAGGGCCCCAGCCAGGGUCCCAGCCAGGGCCCCAGCCAGGGCCCCAGCCAGGUUCCCAGCCAGGGCCCCAGCCAGGGUCCCAGCCAGGGCCCCAGUGAGACUGAAGCUGCUGAGGUCACGGUCACCGUGCUGCUCCCUGAGGAAGCUCAGUGAAACCCUUGCUUCUCGCUGGAGCAGGGACGAUUCUGCCCUCACAGGCACCUGAGGCUGAGUCCUUCCAAAGCAAAAGGAACCUCGACCAGCGUUCCUUUAGUCCAUGGCUACGUUUAUUAUACUUCUUCUCUUCUUUUAAAAAAUUAAAAACGUGUAAAUCCAG
Messenger RNA from Ictidomys tridecemlineatus (thirteen-lined ground squirrel), 3054 nucleotides. Lineage: Eukaryota; Metazoa; Chordata; Mammalia; Rodentia; Sciuridae. The record is from RefSeq and is a predicted model, not a curated record.